UUCUGGAAAUGGCCGACAUAAUGUCCCUGUAUUUUCUAAUACCUAUCGCGAUUGUUAUAACUGGCUUGGCGUAUAGAUUAUUAGCACGCAAGCCAGUUCCUCGUAAGAUGUUAUGUUGUUCUUUGCAAAACAAAGUCAUCUGCGUGACUGGUGCCAGCUCUGGAAUCGGAAAGGAACUCUCCAAAUUCUGCUUCGACCAUGGAUCUAAAGUUGUAAUGAUAGCUAGGAGAAAGGAGUUGUUACAAACCCUGAAAGAAGAAAUGCUUGCAUCUUGUGCCGAGAAAGAAAAGAGGAAUAGUGAUAUAGCGGUUGUUCAGGCCGAUCUAGCAAAAUUGGAAGAAAUCGACGAUCGAGCCAAAGAGGUUCUUGAGUGUUUCGGACACGUGCACGGUCUAAUCAACAAUGCGGGCAUGAGUUGCAGAGACAGUGUGGAGAAGACGAGUGUGGGGGUGUACCAGAGAGUGAUGACCUUGAACUUCUUCUCCCACAUUGUCCUCACCAAGGCACUCCUGCCAUCCAUGCUUGAGCAGAGCCAACAACAGCAGCAGUGUUGGAUUGUCGCAAUCAGCUCUCUGCAGGGUAAAAUCUCUCUUCCCUUCCGCUCCUGUUACGGCGCCUCUAAACAUGCAUGUGAGGCAUUCUACCUCUCACUGCGAGCAGAGUUGGAGGCAGUGCACAGCCACAUAGCAGUGUGUGUUUUGAGUCCCGGAUAUGUGCAGACCGAGAUAUCUCUCAAUUCCACCACCGGCUCAGGAGAAGUGAGUGCCUCUUCUCUUCCUCAUUAUGUUAGAUAG
This is a messenger RNA of Symsagittifera roscoffensis, 794 nucleotides long. RefSeq names its product dehydrogenase/reductase SDR family member 7B-like. Gene Ontology annotation, cellular component: membrane. NCBI's taxonomy places the organism in Eukaryota, Metazoa, Xenacoelomorpha, Acoela, Convolutidae. Bases 9 to 794 code for a protein of 261 amino acids. The record is from RefSeq and is a predicted model, not a curated record. The transcript is spliced from 3 exons.